Molecule: messenger RNA, 918 nt
Organism: Aspergillus calidoustus
Lineage: Eukaryota; Fungi; Ascomycota; Eurotiomycetes; Eurotiales; Aspergillaceae
Source: the annotation of a GenBank genome assembly
AUGACCGACUUCCUCCCCACACCACCCACCCCCUCAACCCCCGGCUCCUCACCACCCAAAGGCGUCCCCAUCGCCCCACCCCCCUGGACCCUGGGUUCAAAAAGUUGGACAUUCCUCUACACCGACAUCGACAAACCCGACUCGCCCGCUCAAAACCCAAACAACCGGGCCGAGAUCCUACAAGACAUCCUUCCCCCAGGCGCCUACCACCCCUUCGAAACAAUCCACCCAGAGGCACUUCAAAAACUACCCAGCGGGAAAUCGCAGUUCCGCGAGGGAUGGCUCAAAGGUAUCAUGAUUGUGCGCUACGAGGAAACGGAUGUCGGACCGUACGACGAGUUGAUUCUCAUCCCGGGUCGUGCGGUCAAUCCGCAUAGUGGCAAGGCCGACCUGCGGAUUAGUACAAUCUAUGUUUCGACGGAUGCGAGUGUGUGGAAUGGGAGGAGGAAUUGGAACAUCCCCAAGCACCGCGCCGUCUUCGACUUCAAACCCGUCGGCAAAUCCGACCUCGAGCUCCGCGUCUACCACCCCUCGGACACCCCCGCCCCAUUCAACCCCAAGGUCCCCUUCUUCAGUGCUUUACUAAAGGGCUCCUCGCUCCCGCGUGUCCCCAUUCCCCGAAUGGCCCCCCUCUCACUCGUGCAACCACCACUAUCGAGAUCGCGCUGGCCUGCGAGCAUCCAAGACGCCGUAAUCGCAACGGACGACCCAGAGAACGGGCGCGAGAACCCGUGGCUGGCUAUCAAGCCGGGGUUCAAGGGGAAAUGGGGGCUUGCGUAUGCGAAGAAGUUGGAGGAUGGGGAUGAGACGCUGGAGUAUCAUGGGGAUGGGGUUGGGUUUCCGAGGGUGAAGCUAUGGUCUGUGGGUUCGGUUUUCGAGGGGGUUACGGAGUUUGGGGUUUCGAAGGUUGUCAGUUAG